Messenger RNA from Trichogramma pretiosum, 1285 nucleotides. Its product is annotated as methionine aminopeptidase 1. NCBI's taxonomy places the organism in Eukaryota, Metazoa, Arthropoda, Insecta, Hymenoptera, Trichogrammatidae. Gene Ontology annotation, molecular function: metalloaminopeptidase activity. The record is from RefSeq and is a predicted model, not a curated record. Gene Ontology annotation, biological process: proteolysis. Bases 35 to 1165 code for a protein of 376 amino acids. The transcript is spliced from 6 exons.
ACGGAGUGUGAAACUUUUACUAAGAUCAUUAAUAAUGUCUGUGAGUAGUAAUAAAUGUGAUACGCCUGGAUGUGAAAAGCAAGCCAGUUUACAAUGUCCAACCUGCAUAAAAAUUGGAAUCACAGGAUCCUUUUUCUGUAAUCAGGAUUGUUUCAAAAGCAGCUGGAAAAGCCACAAACUAUUACAUCAGCUCGCUAAGGGUGAUACUGGAAAUUCUAAAGAAGAAUAUAACCCAUGGCCAAGUUUUCAAUACACUGGUAAAUUGAGACCUGCACCUCGUGAGCAACGCAGACCAGCACCUGCUAAUAUAAUGGCCCCAGAUUAUGCUCAUCAUCCUGAUGGUACACCUGUAUCCGAACAACUUGCUAGAUCAUCUACAGUGAUUAAAGUAUUAGAUGAUGAAGAAAUUGAAGGCAUGCGAUUAGCUUGCAAGCUUGGGCGCGAGGUACUCGAUGAAGCAGCAAAGGCAUGUGGCGUUGGAGUAACUACAGAAGAAAUAGAUACAGUUGUUUAUGAAGCUUGUGUAGAAAGGGAAUGUUAUCCAUCUCCAUUGAAUUAUUAUAAAUUUCCAGCUAGCUGCUGUACUUCAGUCAACGAAGUUAUUUGCCAUGGUAUUCCUGACAAAAGAAAGCUGCAAGAUGGAGAUAUUUGCAAUGUCGAUGUCACUGUUUAUCAUAGAGGCUUUCAUGGAGAUUUGAAUGAAACUUUCUUUGUUGGGAAUGUUAAGCCAGAAAUAAAAAAACUGGUUGAAGUAACUUACGAGUGCCUUUCCAAAGCUAUUCAAUUAGUGCGUCCUGGAGAAAAAUACAGAGAGAUUGGAAAUGUUAUUCAAAAACAUGCCCAGGCUAAUGGGUUAAGUGUUGUCAGAAGCUAUUGUGGUCAUGGAAUUCAUCGUCUUUUCCAUACAGCUCCCAAUAUCCCUCAUUAUGCCAAAAAUAAAGCUGUUGGAGUAAUGAAGGCCGGCCACUGCUUUACCAUUGAACCAAUGAUAUCUCAAGGAACAUGGCGCGACACAAUGUGGCCAGAUAACUGGACUGCCGUUACUGCUGAUGGCCAAUGGUCAGCUCAAUUUGAACAAACGCUGCUAGUAACUGAAAAUGGAUGUGAUAUUUUAACAAAACGCAGAAAUAAGGAGGGAACACCUUGGUUUAUGGAUAAAAAGUAAAUCAACAAAAAUGAAAAAGAUAAAUGAUGUAAAUAUGAAUAUAUUACAUUGCCAAUGAUAACAAAUAAAACGAAUUAUUAUACUAUAAAUCAUGAACUUCCAUAAAAUACUAUAUCUAAA